Molecule: messenger RNA, 3251 nt
Organism: Benincasa hispida (wax gourd)
Lineage: Eukaryota; Viridiplantae; Streptophyta; Magnoliopsida; Cucurbitales; Cucurbitaceae
Source: RefSeq, a predicted model, not a curated record
UAUAUAUAUAUAUAUAGAGAGACAGGAGAGAGAGAGAGAGAGAGAGAUAGAGAGAAUAAUAUGGCAACUGGGAAUGAAUGGCUGCAUGGGUAUUUGGAAGCGAUUCUGGACGUAGGAAGCAACACAAGCAAAAAACUAGAAGGAAAGAACAGAAUUAGGAGGUUUGAAGACAAACAAAAGAAAGGGAAGCUGUUUUGCCCAACAAAGUACUUUGUUGAAGAGGUCGUUUACAGCUUCGAUGAGUCUGAUCUCUACAAAACUUGGACCAAGGUGAUUGCAGCUAGGAAUACACGUGAUCGCAAUAAUAGACUGGAAAACAUGUGCUGGCGCAUUUGGGAUCUGGCUCGCAAGAAAAAGCGGAUAGCUUGGGAUGAUGAACAAAAACUAACAAACCGACGACUGGAACGAGAGCAAGGUCGGAGCGAUGCUUCCGACGAUCUCUCAGGCAGCUCAGAAGGAGAAAGGGAUCAAGGGGACACUAACAUAUCCGAGUCUAUCAAAGAUAGUCCUAGUACUAAUUCUGACAUUCAAAUUUGGUCUGAUGAUGAAAAGUCUAGAAGCCUUUAUGUUGUCUUGAUCAGUAUCCAUGGGCUGGUACGAGGAGAAAAUAUGGAACUCGGACGAGAUUCCGAUACAGGUGGCCAGGUCAAAUAUGUGAUUGAACUUGCUCGAGCUUUAGCCAACACAAAAGGGGUACACCGGGUUGAUCUCCUAACUAGACAAAUUUCCUCACCUGAGGUAGAUUCUAGUUAUGGAGAGCCUGUAGAGAUGUUGUCGUGCCCAUCUGACGGAACUGGUAGCUGUGGUGCCUACAUUAUUCGAAUUCCAUGUGGACCUCGUGACAAAUACAUACCAAAAGAGUCUCUCUGGCCUUAUAUACCUGAAUUCGUCGAUGGAGCUUUAAAUCACAUUGUUAACAUGGCAAGAGUUUUGGGUGAACAAGUUGCAGAAGGAAAUCCAAUUUGGCCUUAUGUCAUCCAUGGUCACUAUGCAGAUGCAGGGGAGGUGGCUGCUCACCUGUCUGGGGCACUGAAUGUGCCCAUGGUGCUAACAGGACAUUCUUUGGGCAGGAACAAAUUUGAACAAUUGCUUAAACAAGGGAGGUUGUCAAGAGAGGAUAUCAAUGCAACCUAUAACAUUUUGAGGAGAAUUGGGGCAGAGGAGUUGGGAUUGGAUGCUGCUGAGAUGGUGGUUACUAGCACAAGGCAAGAGAUAGAGGAGCAAUGGGGACUGUAUGAUGGGUUUGAUCUCAAGUUGGAAAGGAAGCUUAGAGUUCGAAGGCAGCGGGGAGUGAGUUGCCUUGGUAGAUACAUGCCCAGAAUGAUGGUUAUACCUCCAGGCAUGGAUUUCAGCAAUGUUACAAUCCAAGAUUCAAUGGAAGGCGAGGGAGACCUAAAGUCAUUGAUUGGACCAGACAGAGCUCAAAGCAAUAGAAAUAUACCUCCAAUCUGGAAUGAGAUUAUGCGGUUUCUAACAAAUCCUCACAAGCCAAUGAUACUUGCAUUAUCCCGUCCUGACCCUAAGAAAAAUGUCACCACAUUGCUUAAGGCUUUUGGAGAAUGUCAAGCCCUGAGGGAAUUGGCCAACUUGGUUCUGAUUCUUGGUAACAGAGAUGAUAUUGAAGAAAUGUCCACUAACAGCUCAAGUGUUUUGAUAACCGUGCUUAAGCUCCUUGAUAAGUAUGAUUUAUACGGUCAAGUUGCUUACCCUAAGCACCAUAAGCAAUCUGAAGUUCACCAAAUUUAUUGUUUGGCAGCAAAAACAAAGGGAGUUUUCAUCAACCCGGCUUUGGUCGAACCUUUUGGCCUCACUCUCAUUGAGGCAGCUGCCUAUGGCUUACCUGUUGUUGCCACAAAAAAUGGAGGACCUGUAGAUAUCUUGAAGGCAUUGCACAAUGGACUCCUCGUUGAUCCACAUGAUCAGAAAGCAAUAGCAGAUGCCCUUUUGAAGCUGGUUGCUGACAAAAACCUGUGGCUCGAGUGUCGUAAGAACAGCCUUAAAAACAUACACCGAUUUUCAUGGACAGAACACUGUAAAAACUAUCUCUCCCACAUUGAGCACUGUCGUAACCGCCAUCCUACCACCCGCCAUGAGAUCGUACCAAUUCUAGAAGAACCCAUGAGUGACUCCCUAAAGGAUCUAGAUGAUCUCUCAUUAAGAUUCACCAUAGAAGGAGAAUUCAAGUUUAAUGGAGAACUUGACGAUGCAAUGAGACAGAAGGAACUUGUUGAAGCAAUUACCAAAAGAAUGGUUUCCUCUAAUAACAAUGACACUGCAAGUUAUUAUCCAGGUAGAAGGCAAGGACUAUUUGUAAUAGCCACAGAUUGUUACAAUAACAAUGGAGAGUAUACUGAAAGCUUGAGAUCGACAAUUAAGAACGUGAUGCAAACUGGCUCAGCCUUGGGUUUAGGUAGCAUAGGAUACAUAUUUUUGACAGGAUCAAGCUUAAGAGAAACAAUGGAAGCACUGAAAUGGUGCCAAGUAAGCCUAGAAGAAUUUGAUGCGCUAGUGUGUAAUAGCGGAAGUGAGCUGUACUAUCCAUGGCGAGAUACAGCAGCUGAUACAGAUUAUGAAUCACACAUCGAGUACAGAUGGCCAGGAGAGAAUGUCAGAUCAACAGUGACCAGGCUCGCUAAGUUGGAAGGUAGGAACGAGGAUGACAUAAAAGAACAUGUAGGUGUAUGGAGUUCAAGGUGCUGCUCCUACAGUGUGAAAUCAACUGCCAAUAUUAGGAAGACCGAAGACCUUCACCAACGGCUGCGGAUGAGAGGAUUCCGGUGCAAUAUUGUCUAUGUACGAGCAGCAUCAAGGUUAAAUGUGUUACCAUUAUAUGCAUCGAGAAGACAGGCACUAAGGUACCUUUCAAUUAAAUGGGGAAUUGAUCUAUCCAAAAUGGUCACGUUCGUUGGAGAGAAAGGAGAUACGGAUCAUGAAGACCUACUGGCUGGCCUGCACAAGACCAUUGUUUUAAAUGGUUCUGUUGAGAAUGGGAGUGAAAAGCUUCUUCGAAGUGAAGACAACUUUAACAAAGAAGGUAUAGUUGCACUCUCACGUGAUAGCCCUAACAUAUCCAUUUUAGAUGGCAGUUAUGGCGUCCAUGAUCUUUUGUCAGCACUAAAUGUUGCUGAGAUCAAGAGCUACUAGAUACCCUCUAUUUUCUUAUCCUCCUGUCCUGUUGGCACAUAUGUAAAUAAUGAAAAAGAAGAAGCGAUUGCCAUAAUAAGAAGAAUAUACUUCACUUUUCGUAAGAA